UCUCCGGUCUCAUCAAGUCAGUCGCUUGGUGAACGUUGUUGAAACUUGACCAGUUUAUUUUCAACAAUAACAACAUGUCUGAAGAAUUCAAACUUGGAGAUCUUGUUUGGGCUAAGAUGAAGGGAUUUCCACCUUGGCCAGGACGGGUAUCAAAUCCAUCUAAAGAAAUUAAGAAACCAGCAGCAAAAAAAGGUCCAACAUUUUGCGUAUUUUUCUUUGGAUCAAAUAACUAUGCCUGGAUUGAAAAGGCUAAUAUUCAGUCUUAUCAUCAACACAAGGACACACUGAUUAGCUCUAGUAAAACUGGACAAUUUAAAUCAGCUGUUGAAGCUAUUGAAGAUUUUAUUGCUAAAGGCGAAGUAUUUGAAGAUGGUCCAGAUCCAGAUUCAUUAUUUGAUAGACUAAAAGAAGAAACAAAUACUGAUGUAGUAGCCAAGAGUCCAAAACCAACAAAGCCACGUAAGGAAACACCAAAGGCAAAAAGAUCAGAAUCCAGUCUUGGAAGUCGUCCAGCUAAAAAACGACGUGAAUCAACUGCAAGUAAUAGUAAUAUUAGUAGUACAAGUCCAGCAUUGAAUCAUGUGUCUCCAGUACCACCACCAAGAAAAUCAACAUCAACAUUACUCAACAGGCCAGCCAACAUCACAAGACCUGUAACACCAUUACUUGAUGUUGAGACAAUGUCACAAACUUUGAAAGAUAAAAAUAUUCUUCCAUCAAAUUUGAAAUUUGGUUUUCUUGGUCUUGGAAUAAUGGGAAGUGGUAUUGUUAAAAAUUUGAUAAACAGUGGUCAUCAUGUCGUCGUCUGGAAUAGAACAGAAGACAAGUGCACGGAUUUUGUUAAAGCUGGAGCUGAAAGUGUACUAACACCAUCAGAUGUUGUUGCUAGUGCAGAUAUAACAUUUUCAUGUGUUGCUAAUCCACAAGCAGCAAAAGAUAUGAUAUUUGGUAAUUGUGGAGUAUUAACAGAAAUAACAUCUGAAAAAGGUUAUGUAGAAAUGACUGGUAUUGAUGCUGAAACAUCACAAGAUAUUGGUGAGGCAAUAAAUGCUAAAGGUGGAAGAUUUUUAGAGGCACAAGUACAAGGUAGUAAAGUACAAGCUGAAGAGGGUACACUUGUUUUAUUAGCUGCUGGUGAUAGAACAUUAUUUGAUGAUUGUCAAACAUGUUUUGAAGCUAUGGGAAAAAAUAGCUUUUAUUUUGGUGACAUUGGUAAUGCAUCAAAAAUGAAUUUGGUGCUACAAUUAGUUGCUGGUGUUACAAUUGCUGGUCUUGCUGAAGGUAUGGCACUUGCUGAUCGUAUUGGUUUACAACAAAAAGAUGUAUUGGAAGUAUUGGAAUUGACAUCAUUAGCAUGUCCAGCAAUAUUGGACAAGGGUCGAGCUAUUCUUGAUUGUGAUUUUCAACCACAAUUACCACUUCAACAUAUGCAAAAAGAUUUAAGAUUAACUCUUGGUAUGAGUGAUCAAUUGGAACAAAAUUUACCACUAACAGCAGCAGCAAAUGAAGUUUAUAAACAUGCUAAACGUCUAGGAUAUGCAGACUAUGAUGCAUCAGCAAUUUAUAUGGGAGCCAAAUUCUAAUUGUAUCAAUGAUGUGUUGUGCAUGUGUGUGUGUUUUUAUCAUUUUUUCUUUUGUUUUUUAUUUAAUUGUCCGGGCUUUUUUGCCGUACCGUAUUUAUUGCAAUACAUCUAGAGAUUGUUCUUCGGACCGAUAAAAAAUAAAUGAAUUAAUUAUACAAAAAACACAUAUUUCAAUUGAAUAUAUAAAUGAUGUGUAAGAUCGAUCGUGAAUUUUUGAUCUUUGGAGAUGAUAAAUAAUUAAGUAUAAUUACUCCAUAAGUGUAUAGAUCACUACAAAACUUUGAAUUAUGUAGCACAAAUGUUUGUUUAUUAAGAUUCGAAAUUUUAUAAUUUUGCAUCAUUUAUUAAUAUUAUAAUUAUACUAAUAAUUAUUAUUUUUUUUUUUUUUUACACUUUUAUUCUAUUUUUUAGAUAUAUAUUAUUUUUUUUUUUUUCUGAAAAACAAUGAUUUAUUGUUAGUCGUUUAAUGAGCAUCAAUUAAUUGAGUAUUUGUUAUUGACCAACUGGACAUAGUGUGAUCAGAUUUUUUUUUUUUCUAUUUUUUAAAUGAAUUGUAAAUGAAAAAAAAAUUGAAACAAUGAUGACGUGCGUUUUAAGAAUGUGCCUUAGGAUGCCACAAGAUGGAAUGACAAAUCCUUUAGUAGCUCAUGAGAGUGCAAGAUUAAAUAUUAAUUUUUUUUUUUGGUCUUUUUCUUGAUUUUAUUAUUUAAUGAAGAAUAGACAAUCUUGUACUCGUUAUCAAAUAAAUUUUCCAUGGUAUUUAAAACUCGGAAAAGUAAAAGAAAAAUCUUCUAGCAUUGUUUCUUCUUUUUUUUUUUACUUGAAAUAUAUUAAUGUAUAAAUUUGUAGCUUUUAUUGGAGUAUGAAACAACAGCUUGUUCGGAAAAUAAUAUAUAUUUUAAAAUUUAAAACAAAAAAAAAAUUUGUUGCACGUUAAAUGAUGAUAGAUGGGACCAAGUACAUUUGUCCUAAAGAAAAAUAGAAAAAAAAAAUAAUUAAACAAGAGAUGGACUUUCAGUGUAAUACGGCAAACAAGCAACGGCACAAAAUUCGAUAAAUUAAAUAAUAAUAAACAAA
Molecule: messenger RNA, 2660 nt
Organism: Aphidius gifuensis
Lineage: Eukaryota; Metazoa; Arthropoda; Insecta; Hymenoptera; Braconidae
Gene: Ndf
Product: putative oxidoreductase GLYR1 homolog
Exons: 10
Coding region: 75-1583 (502 amino acids)
Molecular function (GO): NAD binding; NADP binding; oxidoreductase activity, acting on the CH-OH group of donors, NAD or NADP as acceptor
Source: RefSeq, a predicted model, not a curated record